Messenger RNA from Hibiscus syriacus, 2638 nucleotides. RefSeq names its product mitogen-activated protein kinase 16-like. Gene Ontology annotation, molecular function: ATP binding; MAP kinase activity. Lineage: Eukaryota; Viridiplantae; Streptophyta; Magnoliopsida; Malvales; Malvaceae. Gene Ontology annotation, biological process: intracellular signal transduction; protein phosphorylation. Gene Ontology annotation, cellular component: cytoplasm; nucleus. The record is from RefSeq and is a predicted model, not a curated record. The transcript is spliced from 11 exons. The coding region runs from base 545 to 2221 and encodes 558 amino acids.
CUCCUUUGAUCUGUCCCUUCUAAUCUUUCAUUUUGAGGUCUAAAAGCACUUCCCUCAAAGCAAAUAAGAAGGGGGGAAAACCAGUCUUGAUCUAUUUAUCUUAAAUAAAGCUUGAUCAUUUAAUUGUUUUUUUCUUGUUGUUUUUAUGGUGUUAAUCGCCUUGCGUAGAUUCUUCACCUAGUGACUCAUUUUUCCAGCUGAAAUUGUCUUUAGUCUCCUCUGCAAAAAGCCAACAUCUUCUGGCCUUGUAGUGUUUUUUGGCCUUUGGAAAAGCAAUUUCUCUCUCUCUAUUAUUAGCAAAAGCUGUUAACUUAGCCUCAGAAUCUCUAACUAGCUGAAUCUUGAGUGUUGCCUGAGCUUGAACUACUUAUCUCAAAACCAUUUCUUUGGAGAUUUUUGGGAUUUUGGUCUUGGCAUUAUUGGGCCCUUACCAUUCCGUGAUCUUUUGAUUUGGGGUUUAAGUGCUAAGUGAAAUUAGUUUCUCCUUUUACUUUGGGGCUUCCUGUUAGAUGCCAACUGUUUUCUUCCCAAAGUUCAAGCUAAGAUGCAGCCUGAUCAGAGAAGAAAGUCGGCAGUGGAUGUAGAUUUUUUCACCGAAUAUGGUGAGGGGAGCAGAUAUAGAAUAGAGGAAGUAAUUGGAAAAGGAAGCUAUGGUGUUGUUUGUUCUGCUUAUGACACGCAUACUGCAGAAAAGGUUGCAAUUAAGAAGAUCAAUGAUAUAUUUGAACAUGUAUCUGAUGCUACCCGGAUUCUCAGAGAGAUUAAACUUCUCAGGCUCCUACGUCAUCCUGACAUUGUUGAGAUCAAGCACAUCUUGUUGCCUCCUUCGAGAAGGGAAUUUAAAGAUAUAUAUGUGGUAUUUGAACUAAUGGAAUCUGAUUUACACCAGGUUAUCAAAGCAAAUGAUGAUUUGACCCCAGAACAUUACCGGUUUUUUCUUUAUCAGCUUCUUCGGGGCCUGAAAUACAUUCACACAGCCAAUGUUUUUCACAGGGAUCUAAAGCCUAAAAAUAUCUUAGCCAAUGCUGAUUGCAAACUGAAGGUCUGUGAUUUUGGACUUGCAAGAGUAGCUUUUAAUGAUACCCCCACUGCAAUAUUCUGGACGGACUAUGUUGCAACAAGAUGGUACAGGGCUCCGGAAUUGUGUGGAUCCUUCUUCUCCAAGUAUACCCCAGCAAUAGAUAUAUGGAGCAUUGGGUGCAUCUUUGCUGAACUUUUAACAGGGAAACCUUUGUUUCCUGGAAAAAAUGUUGUCCAUCAAUUGGAUCUGAUGACUGAUCUUUUGGGAACACCGUCUGCUGAAGCCAUUUCUAGGAUACGUAAUGAGAAAGCUCGGAGAUACUUGAGCAGCAUGCGAAAGAAAAAGCCCAUUCCACUCUCCCAGAAGUUCCCUAACGCAGAUCCUCUUGCAGUUCGUUUGUUAGAAAGGAUGCUAGCCUUUGAACCCAAGGAUCGACCUACUGCUGAAGAGGCCCUAGCUGAUCUAUAUUUUAAGGGCUUGGCCAAAGUUGAAAGGGAACCUUCUGCUCAACCUGUUACCAAGAUGGAAUUUGAGUUUGAGAGGCGUAGGAUUACAAAGCAAGAUGUUAGGGAGCUCAUAUACCGUGAAAUUCUCGAGUACCAUCCUAAAAUGUUGAAAGAGUAUUUGGAAGGAUCAGAGCCAACAGGCUUCAUGUAUCCUAGUGCGGUUGACCAUUUCAAGAAGCAGUUUGCUUUCCUUGAAGAGCACUAUGGAAAUGGGACCACUGCAGCUCCACUUGAGAGGCAACAUGCAUCUUUACCAAGGCCAUGUGUAUUAUAUUCAGAUAAUUCGGUACAAAACUCAACAGACGUGACAGAUAACUUAUCUAAAUGUUCCAUCAAGGAGACUGAGAAACCCCAAGUAGAGAGAAGCUUUGCAAUCCCUAUGUCAAGGCUUCCCCCUCAAGUUCCUCAAAGCAUCCAAGCAGGUGCUGCCAGACCUGGGAAAGUGGUUGGAUCAGUAAUGCGUUACAACAAUUGUGGGGCAGUAGCCGCAGGUGAAGCUCUUGAACAACGAAGAAUGGUUCGAAAUCCUAUAGUUCCAACUCAAUACACAUAUCCACGAAGAAAUUCAGUCUGUAAAAACGAUAGGGGAGAAGAUGAAGUAGUUGAAGGUUCAACCGAAUUGCAGCCAAAACCCCAGUACAUGGUUAGGAAAGUUACAGCCGCCCAAGUUGGAUCCAGGAGUCAGUGGUAUUGACGUAAUAUCAACUACCAAUGGCCAACAAAAGCGCCUGAGAUGAUUUAAUCCUGUAUCACUCUUCCUACCACGAGGGGGUCAUCUGUUGAGGCAAUGUUGUACAUGCUCCGGCAGAGCUGGUUACGAAAGACGAACUACACACGUUAAGCUAUAAUUGUAAUUUAUAGCACUAAUUUGGAAGAGAUUGAACUGUGCCUACUAUCCUUCACCUAAUGGUUUUAUGGUCUAGGUCAAUGCCAAGUAAGACUUGAGGAGAAGGCCAAGUGAACUCUUAAUUUAUGAAGUUAGCUUCUACUUGUGUUAUUUUUUAUUAACACCUUUUUCCGCCAACUCAGCUUGCAGUAAUUUCUAUAUGAUGCUUCUGUUUUAGUGAUAUAUAAUACUUGGUCUUAGAAAUGAAACAUGUUCUGCUUCUUU